UUCGGAAGCGGCGCUCUGAUUGGUCGCAACGCGGAGGGGACCGAUGGUAGGCAGGCGCUGAUUGGCUCCCGCGCUGUUCCCGCACGGAGCAGGGACACGCACCGGGGCCGGUGCCGCGGCCGGUGCCGGCGCCAUGGAGGAGGCGGGCUGCGGGGCGCAGUUCCGCGCCGCCGUUCAGGUUAUCCAGGGGCUGCCCCGGAGCGGCUCGUACCGACCCUCCUACGAGGAGAUGCUGCGUUUCUACAGCUACUACAAGCAGGCGACGGCGGGGCGCUGCGAGGGACCCAGGCCCGGCUUCUGGGACCCCAUCGGCCGGUACAAGUGGGAUGCCUGGCACAGCCUGGGGAGGAUGUCCAAGGAGGAGGCGAUGGAGGCUUAUGUGGCUGAGAUGAAGAAGGUGGCCCAGAAGGUCAUUGACACGGUGCCCAUGGAUGAGACGACAGAGGAGAUGUUCAGGUACUUCGAGCCGCUCUACGAGGUGAUCCACGACAUGCCCCGGCCCCCCGAGGCCUUCUUCAAGAGAAAAGGGGAGCCCAGCCAGGAGGUGCCCACAGAGCCCAGCCAGGAUGAGCCAGCGAGCAGCCCGGCCCCAGAGCACCACGAAGACACCCUGCCCAGGGAGCAGCAGAACGGGCAGCAUGUGCCAGGAGGGGCGCUGGCUCCUGCGGCCGCGGCGCUGGAGGGCACCCAGGCCACCAGCGACUCCGAGGGGGACGUGUACUGCGAUACCCUGGAGCAGAUGGAGCCUGAGCAGGCUGGGCAGCCCCUGGGGCUCUGCUUGAAUGGUGGCUGGGCCAGGCCUGAGCCCCUGAUGCCCCCCGGUGCUGGGCAGGGGGAGCAGGAUGAAGGCAGAAGACUAGAGGGGAGCAGCGGCGCUGGGCUUGCAGCCCCUGGCUCCAAGAGAGGUCUCCGUCUGGCCGGGGGGGAGCAGGACACCGAGAGCACCCCUGAGCUCAGCGCGGGGCUGCUGGUGGAGCUGGACGCCUGCGUGGCCAGCACGGUGCGAGCCCUGCAGGAUGACAUGCGGCGAGUGCUGGAGCGCCUGAGUGAGCUGGAGACACUCACCUCCGCGCAGGGGGACGCAGCUGGGACCGAGCCCAGCCAGCUGCUUGCUUUGCAGGCACCGUCCCCGUGGCCCCUGCCCGUCUCCCCACGCACCCUGCUCUUCCUCGUCACCUGGCCCUUCGUCACCCAGUGGCUGCUGCACCGCUGGCAGGGCAGGAAGAGGUGACCAUCGCAUCCCCACCGCCACCCCUGGCCCCGAGCGGGGCGCAGGACAGCCCUGCCGGGGUGCCAGCACCCUCCCUUCCCCAUCCUGCUUCGCUGAGCCAGGGAAGCACCACGGGAUCGACGGGGGCAUCGCCCGGCCCCGGGGCCUCCUGCGGGCCAGGACCCCGGCGCCAAGGGACAGCAGCCACCGCGCUCCACCGACUGCCACCGUCACGCUCAGGGCCUCGCCAGCACCGGCAUCCACAGGGAUCGGGGUGUGGGAUCAUCGCACGCCCCGGACAGGAUCUCAUCGCUGCCGCGCACAGACGGACCGGCUGCCCCCCGGCCCUCAGCCCCGGCGCUGGGCGGGCAGCAGGGGACGGCCCCGUCCCCGGUUCCAUGAAGUGCUCGGACACCCGAACCUGCCUCAAUUAAAGCUGCUUGUUCAGUCCA
Molecule: messenger RNA, 1662 nt
Organism: Strigops habroptila (Kakapo)
Lineage: Eukaryota; Metazoa; Chordata; Aves; Psittaciformes; Psittacidae
Gene: ACBD4
Product: acyl-CoA binding domain containing 4
Exons: 10
Coding region: 134-1231 (365 amino acids)
Biological process (GO): fatty acid metabolic process
Molecular function (GO): fatty-acyl-CoA binding
Source: RefSeq, a predicted model, not a curated record